Molecule: messenger RNA, 5487 nt
Organism: Homarus americanus (American lobster)
Lineage: Eukaryota; Metazoa; Arthropoda; Malacostraca; Decapoda; Nephropidae
Product: mucin-5AC-like
Exons: 11
Coding region: 1267-4239 (990 amino acids)
Biological process (GO): proteolysis
Molecular function (GO): serine-type endopeptidase activity
Source: RefSeq, a predicted model, not a curated record
CAGGUGUGGGGCAGACGCUACCUUGUCCUUCUCUGGUCACCACCACACGACGCUCUGCCUCCCACCACAGUAUACAUACACACUCGUCCACGCCACACAUACACACACACACAUACGUAUACCACCUCCCGAUAAGUAAACACAGUGACUACAAAUUUUACCGAUCUAAAGUGUUAUGUGUGUGAGAUACAGUGUAGAGACGAUUUAACGCAGUAAAUGAGUUAUAUCGCUAAAAAAACCCACACACAAUCAAGGAUAAUCACCAAGCAAGCACGACAUUAGCCAGUUUGAUCAGAGUAAACAAGUGUAUACGGCUUGAACCUGAUUAACCGGCAAGAACAAGGUCUAGAAACGUUUUAUCGGCACAGUAAGUAAGUGAUAUAAACCCUAACCUAACCUAACCAAGCGUAACUCACAGCUAAAAUAAAAGAUUUAUUCUCCCACACGAUAUAAAGAGUCUUAUCCCCAACACCACCACAAAAAAAUAUUAAUUACAGAGAGAAUAAACUGAAAAAAACAUAUACUGUGAAAUAAGAAUUAAGAAGUUAAAAAAUAAGUUAAAAUCAGUUUGCUUCAGAGAGAACGCCGUGUACAGUUAUACCGACACGACACCCAAGAAUAAACAAGGCUAAGCAAGAAAUAAGCAAGCCUAAUCAAGAAUAAACAAACCUCACCAAGAAAAAUAAACAACAUUAAAAAUCUUGCGCCCGUAAUCAAGUUUAAUCAACCGGGGAAAAAAACCCAAUCAAGUUUUAUUUCCCCCUCAAAACCUAAGACUUAAAGCACGACCUUGAAGUGUAAGCGACGAGGAGGAGGAGGACAGUAACUUCUACCUACUACACUAUAUAAGAAAUUGAGCAUAUUAAUCGUGUGUAUGAGUGACGAACGACCCAGUGAGUGACGAACGACCCCUGUGAGUGUAUAAAAGACAACAGAAAAGUAUAGAAGACAAGUGUAAAAAAAAUAUAAGUAUAACAAAAAAGAAAAAAAAACGAAAGAAAUACAAAUUGACCAAAAGAAACUAGUGAGCGUCGUUUAGGGUAUAACAGUACAUUAAAUUGGCUGAGAGAGAGAGAGAGAGAGAGAGAGAGAGAGAGAGAGAGAGAGAGAGAGGUCAUCAACACUCGGAAGACCCACAACAAGUGAAGUCCUGACGCCCCCGGGAGGAAGUGAACUGACUGUGGCUCCUGGCUCGCUGACUGGCUGGUGUGAGGGGGCGACUUAACGCUUCCUUUAAAACAAACGCCUCAGUCUACAGUACGUCAUAUGCUUCCUCAUAAGAUGAUGUGGGCGUGGUGUGUGCUGAUGGGCGGGCUGGUGGGCGUAGGAGCUUUGCCUAUAGUGGACCCUGGGCUGUUCGUGAUUCAAGGCGUCAGCAGCUGUUUCAAAGGUAGUGGUUACUGUUUGUUGGGCAACAACUGUACGGUGGACAUCGACUUCAGAGCUGACAACACUGGCGGUCAUUGUCGCGGCCUCCGAGAUGCCUUCACCCCCAAGAUUGACUUUGUCUGCUGCCAGUACAACCCACUAGGUAAAGCCACCAGCGAGCCGCCCACCACAACCCUCUCCUCCUACACCAUCACCGACGUCUUCUCCCUCAUAGAGCAAGAUAUCAUCAACCAACAACAGGAGGAGCUGGACAUUGAUAACCUCAAACCUGAGAACUUAAUCGACAUUGUGGGUGUGGUAACUGACUUCACGGGUAUCAUCGACCUGGUGACACGCCCCUGGACCGGCACAAUACCUACCAGAGCCUCCACGCCUACCACCACGCCCCUUCCACCGCCCACUACUCCUUCACCUCCCCCUUCCCCGGCCACCCCAACAGACCCUCAGCUGAUCUUACUAAGUGAAGAGGACUCAGAGAUUGAUCAGCCAGAGGAGACCACGGAGAGUUACCACGAGAUCCCAACUACCAUAAAGCAGUCAUCUGUGGCUGAAGGAAACGACCAGUCGUCUACUGAGGCCAACGUCCUCACCACCACCAAAACUCAGGCCAUCGAUGACACCACUACAACAUCUAGUCUGGACCUCACCUCCACCCAGACGACAAUACGACGUCCACCACCACCACCACCACCAUCUUCUACCCUCAUCAACUCGGACAACAUGAACGUAAUCUUCCUCCCUCAUUUAUCCUUCCAGAAGAAACCUUCCACAGGAGAGAAGCAACCUCCUGAAGGCCAAGAGAAGGUUACAGACACCCAAGUUAUCGACGGUUCGGACAACACAGACGCCAUCGUCUUCCCUGACGAGUCCCCCGCGAAGAACCCUCCUUCAACAGUAGAAACUCAGGCCCUGGAGGAGGUCACGGAGACGCAAGUUAUCAACGGUUUGGACAACUCAGACGCCAUCGUCUUCCCUGACGAGUCCCCCGCGAAGAACCCUCCUUCAACAGUAGAAACUCAGGCCCUGGAGGAGAUCACGGAGACGCAAGUUAUCAACGGUUUGGACAACUCAGACGUCACCGUCUUCCCUGACGAGUCCCCCGCGAAGAACCCUCCUUCAACAGUAGAAACUCAGGCCCUGGAGGAGGUCACGGAGACGCUGGUGCUCACUGAAGAAGGUGGUGAGACCAUCCCAGUGACAGAGCUGGAGUCCAACAGCGUGCAAGACACUCAAGAACCAGAAGUUUCGACGACGACUACGACAGAGGGAUCAACUGUAGAACAAGUCACUGACCAGAGUGUGGGGGAGACGGUGCCUAGUCAAGGGGUUAUAGUUGUUGGAGAGCUUCCCGAGGUGACACAAUUGAAUGGGGAGAUUCCUGAGGUGACACAAGUGAAUGGGGAGACUCCCGAGGUGACACAAGUGAAUGGGGAGAUUCCCGAGGUGACACAAGUGAAUGGGGAGACUCCCGAGGUGACACAAGUGAAUGGGGAGAUUCCCGAGGUGACACAAGUGAAUGGGGAGAUUCCCGAGGUGACACAAGUGAAUGGGGAGAUUCCCGAGGUGACACAAGUGAAUGGGGAGAUUCCCGAGGUGACACACGUGAAUGGGGAGAUUCCCGGGGUGACACACGUGAAUGGGGAGAUUCCCGGGACUGUAGGAACAGGCGAGGAAGAGUCUGGGGUAGUAGGACCAGGUGGAGAGAUCCCUGGAGUGGAAGGAGCAGGUGGGAAUGUAACUGAGGUGGCAGGAUCAAAUGGAGAGGCCCCUGGAGUGGUAGGAACAAAUGGACAAGAGUCUGGAGUGAUAGGAGUGGGAGGGGAAGACCCUGGAAUGGGUGAAGACUUCCCAGGCGGAGAAGAACCAACAGACUACGACUACUACAGUAACUACCCCGAUCAACUGCUCCUUCAGCCCGUCAACCAGAACAUCUGUGGCUUCAAGGGACUAAAGAACUACAUACCAGACCCGUCGAGCAGCAGGAUCCUGGGAGGUCUGGUGGCGUCAACGGUCGAGUGGUGUUGGGUGGCGGCCAUCAUGGAACGUCGACAGGGUGGGAACAAGUACGUGUGUUCGGGGGCGCUCGUCGAGUCUAACCUGGUCGUGUCCACAGCCACCUGUCUUAGGAGGCUAAACCCACGCAACCUCUCCCGCUAUGUGGUGGUGCUGGGGGACAGUAACCUGCAGGAGGACCUGCCCUACGGCCUACAGUUCCACUCCCUGGCUGAGGUGGUCACCCACCCUGACUACUUCACCUCCGGAGGAGCCCACGCUAAUGAUAUUGGUGUGAUAAGGCUGGUGGACCACGCCACACUGAGCCACAACGUGUGUCUGGUGUGUAUGGCCCAACAGGACGCUAUCUUCCCCGCCCAGACCUGCAUAGUGACUGGCUACGGCAUCGGCCACGUCCCAUACAACAUGAUCACAGACGUGAAAGACGUGGUGCCAUCUGACGGUGUGCUGAGGCAGUUGUCGGUGCCGCUGCUGAAGAAGGGAGAAUGUCGCGCUGCACUACAGAACGUGACGGGGUCGACCAUCUUGGCGUCCUCAGACUCCUUCCUCUGUGCUGGCGGGCUGGACCACGCUUCCGCCUGCUACAGCACGAUGGACGGAGGCUCACCACUAGCAUGUGAGGUUGGUGGACGGUGGUUCGUGGCUGGUCUAGUGUCGUGGUCCAAGGACUGUACCGUCCCGGGAACACCCAACGUGUACACGAGAAUGACGUCCUUCACCAGCUGGCUCCAGGCGACCUACCUCAGGAUGCUGGGCUUCCUCACCCAAAACGUGUACUCCAACAAGCAGCGAUGGAUGCACCAACACGUCCACGAUGUUAAUAAGGAGUUCGCCUGAAGUUCUACCUCUUGAGGACACUUCUGCUUUAAUUAACACCUAUUUAUUGAGAGAUGAUUUAGCUUUAAGUCCUUGAGGUCCUUUUGUUUGGAAUCGUUUUGCUUGAGGUCCUAUGUUGGAGGAUAAUUCUAUUUGGAGUCCUUUUGCUUUAAGAUCCUUUUGCUUAAUGAUAAUUUUGUGAUAUAAUUCCUUUUAAGUAAUUUAGCUUAAAAGAUUAUUUGGCCUGAGGAUCUUUCUCUACUUUCCUGUAUGAAUCCACAGAGCCUACAGGGCAUUGUGGGAACACUAUUUAAGACAACAGCAAUAAGUAAAACCAACGACAUUCAGUAUACGAUGCAAAAUGCCCCCCCCCCCUAAUCCAGCUCACAUCAACAACCAUGUCAACCCAAAUUUUGAUAUUUUGGGGGAGGGGGGGCGGGGAGGUGACGUUUGGAUCCCCCCCCUCCCCCCAAGCCAACAAAUGAUUACGAAUUCCAAAUACUUCGUUAAUCACUAUGGGGGCACUAACGAAUAACAAUGUGUGUACUUCGAUUCACGUCAUUUCAGAAACCACGCUUUUGUAAAUUUAUGGUAACGUAGCCUUUGACCUCUAUAAGAGCUAACAACAGAGGGUAAAGAUUCUAAACAAGUCUACAUCAGAUUUUAGAAUUUAUCAAUACAUCUCCACCAGAUUUUAGAAUUUAUCACUUUUUUCUACAAAUUCGUGCUAAAAUCGGUUAACAUAUACAGGGAUGAUACAAAAAAAAAACAUAAUUUAACUCAUGAUAUUCUUAACUCUACAAAAUUAAAAAAUAUCAUAAAUUACUAAUGUAUGUACCCGCUUGAGAACUGUUACAUGGCACAGUCCCAUUCACUAGUUGUGUUUACAGAGGCUCGUCAGGUUUUGUGCAGUGUGGCAGCCCUGUGUUUGUUUACAUUCGACAGAAGGAAACUCUCGAUAGUAAACUCACCAUAGAAUCAAAUUAAAACAACAUUAAAACAAAUACCUCAAUGAUAAUGAUUUGUGGGAGGUUUACAUGAAGAGCCCCUGUAAACGCACAGGUGAAGUGGACUGUGUUCUUUGUACUGAGAUGAUCCUAGAGUUUAUAAAGGUAUGAUAAGAGAUGAAUUUUAAUUGGGUCUGAUUUGUUUAUUCUUUGUCACUUGCAUAUUAACAACAAAAAGAGAAAUUCGAAUGCUAUGAUAAUUAACCUAAUGACUUAUUUUACCUGAUUUUGAUUUUAACUUAACCUAAUCUAACCUAACCUA